Molecule: messenger RNA, 2790 nt
Organism: Pomacea canaliculata
Lineage: Eukaryota; Metazoa; Mollusca; Gastropoda; Architaenioglossa; Ampullariidae
Product: synaptobrevin homolog YKT6-like
Exons: 9
Coding region: 170-769 (199 amino acids)
Biological process (GO): endoplasmic reticulum to Golgi vesicle-mediated transport
Cellular component (GO): Golgi apparatus; membrane
Molecular function (GO): SNAP receptor activity
Source: RefSeq, a predicted model, not a curated record
ACAAACUAUUUUUUUUAAUUUAAAACUCACUUGGUGAAUAAUUUACGAAAAUAUCGCUGGGGAUUCCCGUGACUGAAAACACUACGUGUAUGACGUUAUAUCCGUUUGUUGAAUCCAGCUUGGCAAGUUCCCACUUUUCUUUGAAACACAUACUGCACAAGUAUUUGCCAUGAGGUUAUUUGCAAUAACAGUAGGCUUUAAAAGUUCAGAUGGAAAGGUGAACAUUUUAAAGGCUGCUCAUGAACUAUCUUCGUUUGGCUACUUCCAGAGAGGAAGCGUUCGUGAAUUUAUGGAUUUCACUAGCAAGAUUAUAGUUGAGAGAACUGCCUUUUGCUCAAGAGCAUCUGUGAAAGAACAAGAAUAUGUGUGCCACGUUUAUGUCCGACGUGAUGGCCUGGCUGGUGUUGUGAUAGGUGAUCAUGAGUAUCAACAGAGAGUUGCCCAUACUCUUAUAAACAAGAUUCUUGAUGAAUUCCAGUCCAGGUAUUCUAGUACCCAGUGGCCUUUUUUAAAAGAGAGUGAUGUGAACUUUCCACAACUGGUAGACUUUCUGCAAAAGUACCAGAAUCCCAGAGAAGCUGAUGCCAUGACAAAAAUACAAUCAGAACUGGAUGAAACAAAAAUUAUUCUGCACAACACAAUUGAAGCUGUGCUACAACGUGGAGAAAAGCUUGAUGAUCUUGUCGACAAAUCAGAGGGCUUAAGUCUUCAGUCUAAGACCUUCUACAAAACUGCCAAAAAGACAAAUCAAUGCUGCACCAUUCUGUAAAGUAUUUAUUGCACAGCGACUCUUGUAAUGUGUUCGGAAAUUGAUGGAAAUGAAUAUUUUUGCAUGCUUAUCAGUAGAAAUAAAAAUAAAGAAUUAAGAGGGAAGGUUGAUUUUAUAUAGAUAUUCAUUUUGUUUUGUUUCUGUUAAUGCUAAUUUAGUAAUUUAUGCAAAAUGUAACACUUAUUAUUGUCAAGAUUUCUCUUGGUUUUCAAUUCCACAAAGUACGAAUUUCUUCAAAUGAAUGUAUAAUUGGGUGUGUUUCUAUUUUUGUUUGGCUGUUUAUGGUUGAUGUAUUUUAGAAGAUAAACAGAAACAUCACACUAAAACUCAAGGCUGCUCAUGCACAGAGCAGUGCUUUGGCUAUUUAUGGAAUACACAUACAUGUAUUGGAGGAAUAUGUGGAAAGAUUACUUCUUCCACAUCAGAAAUAUGCUUUCACUGUUCUCAACUUAGAUGCACCUUAUUUCUCCAUUGUUUUAAUCACAAGAUUCAGUAUUACUCCAAACAGCAUGCAAAUGAGAAUGAGUUAUGAGGCAAGUGUGAGAGAAGGCAAUUCUAUGUGUGAUAGAAAAUAUGUAUAUGCAUGCAGGUGUAUCCAGACUGCAUGAUUUUAUUUUCAUUGGGAUAUAUAUGCUUAAAAGUUUGUGAGGAACAAGUUGGAGGCAAAAAUUUCAAGUUCUGUCAGAGAUGUACAUUGCUUGUGUAGAUAGUGUGUUUUGAAGAUGUAUAAAACUGCUGCUACUAAUGUUGAAGCAUAUGAAAUGUGCUAAAUAUGGAUUCCAAUGAAUCUGCCACCUUUCAGCAUGUUUUAACUAUUAUCAUUUAAGAAAAAAGUAUGAUACUGCAUCAUGAUAUCAUCAUUUAUCAUGUUCAUUUGUUUUGGUUUUGCGUAGAUCACUACACACAAAAAUGCAUGCACCCGUCAUUUUUUAAAAGUUAAUAGUCUGUCCUCUUAAACAUCAUUUAUUUUUACUUUUGUGGUCUGGGUUCUCAUUUUCAGUGUCAUAAUUUUCACUGAACUUUACAAAUUAACCAGUAACUUUAGUGCAAAUGAGGUGCUCUUAUUAUCAGUAAAAGACAUGGAUUUUGUUACUUUUAAAUCUGAUGGACCAAUGUAUUUUGUUUGUAUCGUGAACUUGUUAUUUUGUGAUUAUUAACGAGUGUACAUUGUCACCAACUUUAAUUAUAGGGCAUGCACACACACACACACAAACUUAAAUCUCAUCACUAGUAUCUGGUAAAGCAUUUAUUUUCAUUAAAAAUAUAGCAUGUGUUAAAAAAAAAAUUCUGGUCAUUACCUUUGAAUUGUAAGUUUUCUACAAGACAGGAGAUGUGUGUGUGUCCUUUAUGUGUAUAAACAUGCUAUUUGUGAUUAUUUUGGUUGUUUUGAUUUAGCCAGGUGGAUUGACUUUGACAUUUGUGUAAUGUUGCUUUUUACAGUGGCUAAAUGAUAUUUCAACGUAUCACAUAUGCAGUUAAAAUGUAAGUACUAGGAUGUCUCACUUAUAUAGCACACUUUAUUAAAGACCAUUUUGAAGGUUUCAUAGUUUUUUCUUUGUACAUCGAUAUUUGUCUCCUUCACCCAUUUAUUUUCAUAGAAAACUAGGUUAAUAAUAUUAAUAAAUGCAAAAUUUGUAAAGCACAUACACUCUUUAGCAAGAACUGUAAAUCGCUGUGAACAAGUCCUUGGAAAAGCAUUAUAUAAAUCAUUAUUAUUAGUAGUCUGCCUGUAUGUACACUUGGGGAAUGAUAUAACUAUAUUUUCAGCAAAUGACACUUUUCUCUCUGCAUUCACUGCUCCCUUGUCAGAAUUACAAUUAUAUUUAUUAUAGUUUUAUUCUCUAUCGCUUCCUGCAAUUACCAAUCACAAAAAAGAUCAAGUACAUUUAAUAUAGCACAGACCUGACAGUUUUGAAUGAUAAAACAAUAUUAGUGUCAAUUCAGCAAAAAUUAGUUCCUCUUUAUGAAUUGUUAAAGUCAAGUGUUCAUUCAGACCAAAAUAAAGUUCACAAACAUUUCAA